CAGCAGCAGCAGCAGCAGGACAAUGGGCUGUAUCCACCACGGAUCGUAACGGGCGCCGGGCUGUUUCCGACCAACUGCAAUAUAAGGAGGUGAAUGUCAAACAGCUCCAGGAUGCUGCCGUCCUCAUCCCUGCUGACCUGCUGUUCAUCAGGGAGGAUCUGAUUUACCAAACAUGAUGAAGACUGAGCCCCCGUCGGCCACGGGGAGCAACGGGGCGUCGGGUGGGAGCAGCGGGGGAAGCGGGAGCUCGAACCUGCGGAGUCCCUCACCCCACCGCAAUGCCUACGAGGCGGGGCUGGCGGCGCUGAAGAAGGCCACCGACCACCUCAACAAUGCCGCGAACGGAGGCUCUGAGCCCGCCUCAAAACCCGCCCCGCUGCCCCGCCCGACCGGGAGGGGCAGGAGAUACGGAUCAAACGUUCACCGCAUCAAGAACAUGUUCAUGCAGAUGCAGUCUCCUGGUGAUGAGGAGGACGGAGCCAAAAUGAUUGGUAAAGAUCAGGCGGUUAAACUGUCUCUGCCGAGAGCAUCCAGCCUCAACGAGAACGUCGACCACAGCGCCCUGCUCAAACUCGGGGGCACGGUCUCAGAGAGGGUCAACCGGUUUGACUCUAAGGCAGGUGGGGAGGGCGGAUGCUCCGCCAUGGGUCUCUCCAAACUGCAGGAGACCAGGAGGAUCUUUGAGCAGCGGACUCUACAGGAGAAGCAAGCGGCCACUAACCGGAUCCUCCUGAAGAAGGAGCGGGCGUCAGGCUUCCAGGGCAGCCGUCUAGACGUUGUGGCUCGCUUUAAUGGCUCCACUGAGGCUCUGGACCGGCUGGACGACCCCCCUGCUCCUAUUCCCGCUCCCACUCCCCCUACUCUUCCUGCUGCUGCGGCUUCAGUCGGGCCCGGUGAGGCCGUCAGCCCCACUGUGAGCCAGCUCAGUGCCGUGUUUGAGAAGGGCGAACUGCAAAACAAUCUCUACCUCCCCCAGCGUCGGUCAGCCCCUGCCCUAGCACCAAAGCCCAAACCUCCAGCCAGAGGGGAGGCUGUCAGCAGGAAGGCGAAGGUGUUGCCUCCAGGUAAGGACCCCGAGGUGGAGACAGCAGGAGGUGUGAGCACUCAAGGAGCAGAGCUACCAGAAAUGACAGGCUCUCUGCAGAGGAGCGUAGAGGGAGUGGUGGCCAGCGAGGAGAAGGAAGCGUUCGGACAGUCAGGAGACCAGCUGUCCAACUCCUCCUACUCCUCGUCAUCCUCAGUGGCCGUCACUUCCUCCUCUUCCUCUUCAGAGGCCAAGCCGGAGUCGGAAGCCCAUCCAACAGCGACUGAGGCCAGGGGCUCGAGUACAGUGGCUGCCCCUGAACGUGAGCCGCAAGCUGGCGAGCAGGACGACUCCACCGGGGGGUCUGAGGCCGGGUCCAGGCUGGUGCAGGCGGAGGUUCACGCCUCGUUGGAAAACGGAGAAAAAGAACCUCCAGGUUCCUCUCCCUCGGAGGAGGAGAAAGGAGAGGAAGAGGAGGACGAGAAUGAUGAUGAUGGCUCGAGGAAGGAGGAUUACUCGGAGGGGGAUCUGGUGGAUAUCAGUGCGUACAGCGGGCUUGGGGAGGAGGACUCUGGAGGGAGCCAACUGGACGACGAGGAGGAUGAGGAAGAUGAGGAGGCGUAUCAGCCGGAGACCAGCUGCUCUGAGAUUGCCGGCCUCCCUGAGGAAGAGGAGCCCGCGCCGUCCAAUAGGAAGAUUCAAUUUAGCACUGAGCCAAUCAAGGUCUUUACCACCUACUCUAACGAAGACUAUGAUCGACGUAACGAUGAUGUCGACCCCAUGGCGGCCUCGGCUGAGUACGAGCUGGAGAAGAGAGUCGAGAAGCUGGACCUGUUUCCCGUUGAGCUGGAGAAAGACAGUGAUGGUCUGGGCAUCAGUAUCAUAGGUAUGGGUGCAGGAGCUGACAUGGGUCUGGAGAAACUGGGGAUCUUCGUUAAGACGGUCACCGAGGGUGGAGCUGCGCAGAGAGACGGCAGGAUCCAGGUGAAUGAUCUGAUAGUGGAGGUUGAUGGGACCAGCCUCGUCGGCGUCACUCAGAGCUUUGCUGCUUCCGUCCUCCGCAACACCACCGGCACUGUCAGGUUUGUGAUUGGCCGAGAGAAGCCGGGGGAGCAGAGCGAAGUGGCUCAGCUGAUCCAGCAGACUCUGGAACAGGAGAGAUGGCAGAGAGAGAUGAUGGAGCAGAGAUACAAACAGUACAUGGACGAUGAUGAAGAGACGGGUGAAUAUGCGACAGACGAAGAGGAGGAGAUGAGUCCUGUGUUUCCAAACUCCAUUGAGGUUUUCGACCUGGCGGAGAACCAGGACAUGUUGUCUCCUGUGGAGCUGGACCCCGAGAAGCUGGCCCACAAAUUCAAGGAGCUCCAGAUCAAACAUGCAGUAACCCAGGCGGAGAUCCAGCUGCUAAAGAGAAAGCUGGCUCACGCAGAGCAGGAUAAGUUGCGUUGGCGGAUGGAGCGCGCUCAGUUGGAGCAAAACAUCCGGGACAGUAAAGAGAGGAUGGAGAAACUGGAGGGCUACUGGAUGGAGGCACAGUCCCUGUGUAAGGCGGUGGAUGAACACCUGAAAGAAACCCAGGCUCAGUACCAAACCCUCGAGAGGAAAUACAGCAAAGCCAAGAGACUGAUCAAAGAAUACCAGCAGAAGGAGAUCGAGUACCUGAAGAAGGAGACAGCACAGCGUCGGGCGCAAGAAGAGAGCGAGGCAACACACAAAGAAGAGACGGACAACCUGCAGGAAAAGAUUACAGACUUGGAGACCAAAGUGGAUGCCCUGAAGACUCCCAAACCCUCCUAGACUGCUGCUACUUCCUACCUCCUUUCUGUGACUCAAAGAGGAGGAGCUCUGCCUUCAUUCUGACCGGGGCUGUAUUUUAUUCCAAUCAACCAUUUACUGCACAGACAGGGAACGGCGGGGGAAAACAAAAAGAAUAUCAAGGAUGACAACUGUAAGAGAGAGAGGACGAGGAGGGUGACAUACAAAGAGGAAAAGCAAUCCCUCAUCUACCAUUUGCCAGCAGCUUAGAGCUCCGUCAGUCAAUAACCAAUCCCAGAAUGCACCUUCUGUAAUACCCAGAAUCCUCCUUGUGUGUCUUCCUGGCAACCGGCUUGGCAAUCAACACGGAAACCACAUUCAACAACUUGUACAUCAUUUAUGGAUGAUCUGUUUUCACUUCUCCUCUCCUCAUUAACUGUAUUGUACCAGGACUCUGCGAUUGAUUCAGAUUUAUUUUAAAAAAAGCGCUUUUAAUAAACAGGCUCGUCACAAAGUGCUUUAUAGAGUGACAGAGGGGACAAAUGCAGAAUAAAUGGGAACAAAACAAGAAAGGACGAAGGUCAUUUUGUUGUCGUUGUACUUCUUUUGAACUGCGUGGUCGCUGAACCAUCUCUUAAAUUUUUUUUGGGACUGGACUGGAUUCUUACGAAGAGGACAAACGUGUUUUUCUGUUACAUGGCGUUGGGUCAUUCGAAAUCAAGAACUAAGUGUCCACCUCAUUUUUAAAGACACAACUCUUAUUCUGAAGUGGAACCUCUGUAGUGAUGACACACCAUGACAAAAACUAACUUUGAAAAGGAAAUAGCCACCACACUAUGAAAACUAUGAAACAAAAUGGCCGACAAAUUUCUGAUGAGUGGCAAAAACUGGUAAAUAACAGAAGAACGCCCCGCCCCCAGCCUUUGUUUUAUCUUUUCCAGUCUAAUUCUCUGCGAGUGAUGGAAGGAAUCAGGCAGAAGCGUGCAUUUCAGGUCUGAACUGGUGGCAUACUGUUUGUAUAUAUUCUAUACAUGUAUUUAAAAGUGUUUAAAUGGCUUAAGCAAUUAAGUGGGUCUGAUAGCGGUGAGUAAAGCGGUGCAAUGAGGGAGUGGUAACGUCUUGCUGUGGAAGGUUGAGUGGUUCAGUAGCCCAGAUUCAGUCUGUUUCAUCUCUUCUCUCUCAACAUCAGUGGCAGACAGGGUGUGAAUAGUCUAAUAUGUGCUUAUAGAGCUUCUAAUGGUGUAUAUUUGUUGGUGUUUACUACAGUAUCUGUGGGUUUACAUGCAUUCCAACAUCCUGUUAUUCGGGAUAGUCAUGUACUAUAUUCUUGAGUUGGUGCAGGGAAACGUUGCGUUCUGUUUUCAGAAAUUUGCUCUUAUCCAGAUCACAAAAAAAACUGAAUAUGCUCACUUGAAUAUACCAGUGUUAUGAGGCUAUUUCGUGUGCAGCUUCCACUAUGCAUCUGCUGCAUAGUUUCCUGCACUCAGGCUGCAGGGUAAAGUGAGAAUAGUCACUAACGUCCUAUAUUGAGAAACAUCUGAUAUGUACAUCAGGAUCUCCUGACGUGAAUGUUUUAGUGUCCGCUGUUCAAACAUUUCUUUGAGGCAGAACUUCAGAAAUAAUCUCAAUGUUUGAGUUAAAUUUAAGUGGGUGGAGCCAUAGAGACAAAAAAUCCCAACCAAUGAUAGAUCUUUGUGCCAGAUAGUGAUAUUGGAGAGUUCUGAUCACAAUGUAUUGGACAGUAUUCUCAUUUUUACAUAAAUACAGUUAAGGAGCCUUUACUAACAGCUGAUGCUGUUGAUUGUCACUCUGUACUUGAUAUGUUGUUUUACCUUGAAAAGUAGCUUCAAUAGAAUAACUGUUAGAAGUUUUUCAGUAGUUGUAGUUGAUGUUUUCUCUUCGGUGGUUCCAUCCCUGGUCCCCUCUUGGUCUUUAAAUAUUGCAAAUAUUUUUACACAUAGCAAAUCCAUAGCUGAUUAACAGACGUCUUGAAAACAGUUCCAGUCAAUCAUAUGAAAUAUUGUAGGUAAAAUUCACUCAUGACUGUCUGUUCCUACCAGACUUCUCCAGGAACACAAGGUAAACUCAGAGCAACAGCUGCAUGAGUCAUCCUCUUAAUGAGUCUGACAAAAGUACAGCCUGGAGCUCCACAAAAGGAGAUUUGGUUAUGAAAGAACUGUGAUCAAGAUAUGUCCUGACACAUUUUACAGUUGGAAAAUAAAUUUGUCAGCGCUCUGCAAAGUAUUUAAUGAGAAUACUGUUUCUACGUGACCUCAGACUUAUUACUUCCUGUUACUUAUCAGCUAAUAUUAACUAAUAAUAUUGCCCAUGGCCAUAAUGAUUACAUUUCUCUGUAAGCAACUCAACUCUAUACCAAACUAUGAAGUUUUAACCACAACUGGAUACUUAGUAUACGUGUUAAAGCCUCGCCAAUAAAUUGCCAGGCGGAAAAAUGGGAGCAAAAAAGUAAAAAACGUAAUUAUAUAAGAAACUAAAUAUGUAACAUUGAAAUGUAACAGCUCCUCUACCUACUGUUAAAAUUUAAAUGUCGAAUUAAAUUCAAUUAAAUUAUUAGUUUAAAUUAAAUUUUAGUGUCUUAAUGUUACCAAUACAUUUUAAAACCACUUGAUUUUUUUGACCUGACUUAAACUUUUAUACCUGAAUUUGACUUACUAUGAGUUUUGGGAAUAUUUGACACUUGAAUUUUGAAUUUGUGAACCUUGAAAAAAAUCUAAGUUUUUGCAAUUGUACAAAUUUCAAACCAAAUACCUUAAGACGAAUAGAUUUCAAAGUAAAAUAUUUCACUGAUAUAAAUGUAAUGAUAUUUCAAUUUCAAUUCAGUUAUGUAUUCAGAAGGAGUUAAAUGUCAAAACUAGUGAAAUAUUCAAAUUAUUAUGGCCUUUCAUUGAUUUCAUAUCGGCCAAUUUAUCAGUCAGACUGUUAGAGCUCUACUAAGUAAUCUAGGUCAUCUAGCCUAGACUGAACAAACUUGGUUGUAGCAAUACAUGCUAAUUUAGCCUACAGGCUUCCCAAAAGCGUAAUAUACAAUUGUCAUGAAUGAAAGUUUUUUUUUUUAUUGAUAUUUCAAUCAGUAUUUGACUUUUCUAGUUAGCUAGCGGAGCCUUUCUAUGCUAACGUAUCAGGAUAGUUUUGCCUCUGAGAAAUGUUUGUCUAACAACUUUCACAUGGAUAUGAGCUACAGUGUUAUUCAGAAAACAGUGUGCAUGUAAACACACUCUGCACAUCUUACAUUAGGAGGAGAGUAAAAUGUCCCAGUGCCAGUAUUAUGACUUUAGAAAAUGGAAUUAAGUUAGUGAUACAUAUAUGCCUGACGUAGUCCAAAUAUAGGUUGAAUACAAAUAUGUUGAUGUGGUCAUGAAAGGUCAUCUACACACUUCUUUUUUUAUCCCAAACAAAUAUUUUUAUUCGAUCAGAUAAAUUCAAUAAGUUGCAAGAAGUUUUAAAACACACAGCACAAAGAAAGUUGUUGAAAAUGCUUGCACCUAAAAUUUGCCACUUAGAUUGUCACUUUGGAAACAGUAAUUAAUCGCAAUUUAUUUCAUUCUCUAUAUAGAGGAUGGACAUAUUGACUGUUAGGGAUUGAACUGUGACUCUGUGGUAACAGUACAGUCUGUAUGUUUAGACAGUUAUACAUCUAAUUAUUUGAUGAUGAUUUGACUGUACCCAGUAGUUGAUGAUGGCUGUUUGAUGUUCCAUAUAUGAAGUUCAUAUUGGUAUAUGGAUGAUGGUGAAAUGGUGCUUAGUAAGACAGUGUGCAACACAAGUAAUUUAUACAAAGUUUUGAAUGGCCCGGUUGUGUGUUUUGCUGCUCUAGUGUCAUUCACCACCAUGAUUAUUGUGAGUUCAUGAAUGUGUUAAUCAAGGCAAUACAGCUUGCUGGCAAGCUCCCGUUAGGUUGCAUCCAUUGAAAAUGCUGAAUUAGAAACAAUAAAUUAGGCUACUAAUUUUAAUCAAUACUGAAUUCAACCAUUUUUGGUUGAGAGUUUUACCCCUGUUGUAAGAUACAGAGAAGUUAAGGACAUAAAAAAUUAACUUUAGGUCUGCGUGGAGAGCAGAGAUCAAAUUUCGCAAAAACAAAAUCAUGUUGUGCAGUGCAUGUUAUUUUUAGCCAUGUUAGUGUCAGUCUAUCUGUCGGUCGGCCCACUGCUUUGGUCCAGACUGACGUAUCUCAAUAACUGUUGGAUGGACUACCAUGAAAUUUUGUAGGAACAUUCGUUGUGGCCAGAGGAUGAAGCCUAAUAACUUUGGUGAUCCUCUGACUUUUCAUGUAGUGCCACCAUCAGGUCAAGAAAAAAUAUUGAUUUGUCCAAUAUGAGCAUUCUAGUAGACUUCUAUUUGUAUUAACAUGGUAAAGUUGAAUCCUGCCAACCUGUCAUCAGCAUGUUAGCAUCAUCACUGUGAGCGUAAUCGCAUGCUAACAUUAGUAUUUAGCUAAAUUCACUACUGUGUCCAAGUACAGAACAGAGCCGCUAGCAUGGCUGUAAACUAGUUCUGUUUAAACUAUUUAAAAAAAAAAAAAAAAAUGUUUGUUUUAAUAUCUUGCAAACACAAAAUAACUUUAACAAAUCACAAAUAUAUAUGUGGAUAAAGCAAUUCUGCUUGUGAUUAAAAUUGAAAUCAAUGUUGCAUUACCACACUUACAAACUGUUAGCUAGAAUCAUUGUUUGUUGUCCCUUUACAUGUUGAGGUAUUUGCUCUCCAUGCUUGUUUUGCGUUGACAAAUCUGUCCCUACCAGCUCCGCAGCAGACUUCACCCCAACUCUAAUGGCAAGUUUCUCUCAAAUUGUUUGAGCUCAAGUGUCUGAAUUGAUACCUGUGACCUACAGGAAGUAGUUUGUAUAAAAUGUGUCGGGGAAUUAUUUAGUCACAAACAGGAAUAUGAGAAAUUUGAACCAAAUGGAUAUCUCAUUCUUCUGUUGUGCUGCAUUCUUUUCGCCUGUCCUGAUGUAAUUAUGUUUGAACAGGACAAGGAGGAGCAACUCCAGACUCACAGUAUAAGGGUCAUGUUUUCAUGCAAUAUUGAAUCAGACAUAACAACAUUUUUUUCUUUUAAAAGCACCAAGUAUUUGUUUAGAACUUGCAGUAUGUUUACAUCAUCCUGUUAGAGAGAGAGCAUUUUUAAAGGAAUCAAAAUCAGCCAUAGGCGACUCACUUGAGUAUUUUUAUUAUUUUUAUUACAGUUUUAUCUCUAUGUCAAACCGACGCGAGCUGUAUAAUUGCUGUUUCAUCACCAAAUCAAGUCCUGGUCACUUUGGGUUUAAUAUCUAAACACAGUUAGUGAUCACUUUGCCUUGUUAUGAUGACUUUUUCUCGUUAGUUAAACAUGCUGCUUUUGCCUUUACAAAGCCUUCAAAUGUGUGUGUGCUAGCUGUAGCUGACUGUCACAGUUGUUGCCCAUCAUGUCUGCCCAUCGCUCAUACCUGCAUUAAAAACAAAAAACAAAAUAAGGGUUACCAGUGUUUAAAGAGUGUUCACCAGUGAUUACAGACAAACUGCCAUGACUGACGGAUUGUAGCACUACAGCAUUUACCUAUUGUUACAGAUUGUAGACAGAUUGAUGCCUUUCUCCAUGACAUUUCUCAUUACUUCUUAUGUUUUAAUUAUUUAUUAAAUUCAGUUCUUUCCCCUGCUUUGCAUUCUGGGAACUGUCUUACAAAACCCAUUGCCCCACUGGUGGCCUCUGAGCAGCUCUGUAGGAGCAGGUGAUGGGGUUUAGUGCCUUGCUUCAGGGUUAAAGGUUCAUGAUUGUUGAGAGUAGCCUGUCCAAGUGUACAGACGUGUGUUCCACCACCAGCACCCUAUUAUCACAGCUUCCUUAUUCCCCUUGUGUUGAUGAGCCUCCUGGUCAGAAUUGCAUUAAGGUGUUUGGACCCCGUUAUACCUGCUGACAAGUCUAGUUUCUUUUGACUUUGUUGAUGCAAUGACUGGCUUUUUGAUGCUCAGGGUGGAAAACUAGAAAACUCUGUCCUGUAACCACUGGUGACCAGUCUUUAAACACUUCACAGCCAGAGCCAAUAGGAUUAGUAGAACAGAUGCCUGUAGACUUGUGCUCAUAUAAUGUUUAAGAAUCUGGAAAAACUGGUGAAAAUGUUCAGUUACAGAAAAUAUGGUAUUUAAAACGAUUUUUUUAGAAUAAUUUUUUGUUGGAAUUUUCCGUUUGCAUCGUUUUAUUAUGAUUCAACACGCAAACUCCAUGGCAUUUUAGCACUUUUUUAUAAUAUUAACCCAUGGCUUGACUUCUUCUCAUAGAUUGAUUAAAUCAGAAUUAGGUGUCAUGUGGUAUGCUAAAUGAGUGAUCAUGGACUGAGCGGUGCCAAACACUGUGAGCAGGACAAUCUGACAGUGUGUAAGCUGAGCGACCUUUGAGAGUGUCUCAGGUCUGAAACAGAUUUCCUUCUCUGCCUGGUUCUGUUCUACAGUUGAUGCCACCAUGUUUGUCUGAACCAAUACCUGUCUGUCAGCAUUAAUAAAUAAAUAUAUGUUGAA
This is a messenger RNA of Seriola dumerili (greater amberjack), 9286 nucleotides long. Its product is annotated as neurabin-2-like. The record is from RefSeq and is a predicted model, not a curated record. The transcript has 15 exons. NCBI's taxonomy places the organism in Eukaryota, Metazoa, Chordata, Actinopteri, Carangiformes, Carangidae. Bases 173 to 2821 code for a protein of 882 amino acids. Gene Ontology annotation, biological process: actin filament organization; calcium-mediated signaling; neuron projection development. Gene Ontology annotation, cellular component: cytoplasm; actin cytoskeleton; postsynaptic density. Gene Ontology annotation, molecular function: actin filament binding.